This is a messenger RNA of Mesorhabditis spiculigera, 258 nucleotides long. The record is from the annotation of a GenBank genome assembly. NCBI's taxonomy places the organism in Eukaryota, Metazoa, Nematoda, Chromadorea, Rhabditida, Rhabditidae.
AUGGAAAGAGAUUCAGUCGCCGCCCUCCACAUCAACGACUUCUUCGAGAAAUAUAUCGCAAGCGAAUUUGAAUCGGAGAUCGACACGAAGUUCUUCCGCUUCCAGCAUCAUCAAAGCAAAGACAUGUUGUUCAUGUUUCGCGAACAUGGACGUUAUCGCCCAAACGAAACUUUCGAUCGCCCCGGCUAUUGGGCAAUGGAUCAUGUGACAAUGUCGCUUCUCUGCCUCCCUACCCACCGACCUCCUCAUAGUAUUCGA